AUGAUACGUCGAUGGGCGAGUCGUCCCAAACUGUUGAUGUGUUGUUGCUGCCACUGUGUCGCUCGCAAGAGAAAAUCAAGCAGUCUUAUCACACUGGUAUGCACCGGCUUCCUCGUUCUGGCAGUGACCACAGUUCUCAUCAGCUGCCUCGGUCUUUUGUUCGCUAGCCACACAAGUGCCGGGGUUGUAGUCGACGAAUAUGGAGACGGUGGUCGGCGGAGGCGAGAUUCGAUCGAUACAGGCACCCGAAGACAGACACAUGCUUAUAACCAUAGUGUUCCCAUUGAUGGCAGUGGUAAUCACGACGCUACGAAGCUGACAGCCUCUCCCGGCAGUGGGAUAAGGUUUUGGGCGGCCGCCGCCGCAGUUCAAAGUGCCGUCCACCACAUUAGCAAUCUAGCCUUGAGCACUCUUAACGAGCCGGCCAACGGCACACAGAAACAGAACAGCAGUGAAUAUCCUCUAAACAGGACCGGCCAAGAAGCGACAACUUCAGCCCGACCCUCUGAAAGAUACCAGUUUUUCAGUCCGGUUGAAGCCAAAGCGAUCUACAAAGCCGUCGACUCUAAUGCUAUCAUCAAACUUCUGAUGACCAAAACUCGAACGUUGUGCGAUGGUCACUUGAAUUUAUACGGCAGUUGUUUGGUUGAGCUUCUUAAUGUCACCAUCGUCCGCAGAUACGCAACCAAUGUGAGGGGCGGGGAAAAACUGGAGUCUGUCCUCGGGCAGAAAGAAAAAAUGGAGUAUUUCUCUGUGACUCGUGGUUUUUACAGCAUGUCUCUUUGCAGCGACGGUGAUCUAAGAACGGCUUCGGGCGUUGCGGAUAAGUAUUUGAGGCCAUGGGUUAAAUCUAUCAAAACUGGUGGGAAUCUGACCAGCGAUGACGGACAUCCUCCUGCUUAUUGGGCCGGGUUAUCCAUUACAAUUGUCCGCAAUGAAUACGCAAACCUCUAUUGGACGCUAAUUGAUAUCUAUGAUAUAUUUUUACUGGCCCAUGGCUUUCUCGUCCGGCCUCAAUAUGUGACAGUUAUUAUCAUGGACGCCCACCCACAGGGCUUACUAGAUCCCCUCUGGAGUCUUGUCUUCGGAAAGGUGGUACGUUUUAAAGAAUUACCUCCUGCCGUGACAUUCAAGCAGAUGGUUUGGUCGAUGCAUCGAAGUAAAGGUCCCUUGGCGCAUAUAAUCUCAGCCUAUCAGCUGCGUGUCCCUUUUCUCGAGGAUCUUCGCGAUGUCAUUCAAAAGAAGCUGCACGUUGUUCAAUCUACUGCAUCUGUUCAAAACAAGUGCGCCACCAACUCCAGUCUAAACAUUCUUUUCGUUCUCCGAAGGGACUAUGUUGCACAUGCGCGCAACCCGACGGGCAAGAUAUUGCGCAAACUUUCAAACGAACAAGAAAUCCUCCAAGCGGUCACCGACGCCUACCGAACCCACUCAGUGGCUGGUCUUCAGCUGGAAACUGUCAGCAUCGAUGACCAGAUCCGGAACAUUUCAAACACGGACAUCUUGAUUGGUGUCCACGGGGCUGGACUGGCCCACGUUAUUUUUCAACAGGUCGGCCGCGCCGUAAUCGAGAUUUUUCCUAGUGCCUAUGGAAUUUAUAAGAACGACCAUUUCGAGCGUCUUGCCCGCUGGAGUGGCGUGCAUUACUUGAAGUUUCAUAAUGUCAACCAGAGAUUACAGGAUAGACGUGCCGAAUUCAUUCGUUUACAGCCACGGACGAUCAUUGUACUCAUUAAAAACGCCAUAUCGCUAAUCUGUAAGCAGUUUAAUUUGUAA
Molecule: messenger RNA, 1776 nt
Organism: Acanthosepion pharaonis
Lineage: Eukaryota; Metazoa; Mollusca; Cephalopoda; Sepiida; Sepiidae
Source: the annotation of a GenBank genome assembly